AUGAAACCAAUUUCAGCAGAGUCCAUAAAGAAUCACUGCAUUUCCAUAUCCAAAACCAAGCAAGCUCACGCUCUCCUCCUUCGGACCCACCUCUUCUUCAACAACCGCUUCACAAGCAAGCUCAUCAACUUCCUCGCCAUUUCCGAAUCCGGGUCUCUCUCCUACGCCCGAAAGAUCUUCUCCCAAAUCCAUGACCCGGACUCCUAUAUCUGGAACACCCUCAUCAGGGGCUAUUCAAGAAGCCACAACCCACAUGAAGCUUUGUCCUUUUACCAAUUCAUGCUGGUUUCCGGGUUCCGACCCGAUAACUAUACCUACCCUUUUGUGUUUGGGGCAUCUGGUCGCUUGCAGCAGCUUGACAUGGGUCGGAGGUUUCACUCUGAGGUUUUGAGAAAUGGAUUUGGGUCGGAUUUGUUUGUGGUUAAUUCUUUGAUUCAGUUUUAUGGAAAUUGUGGAUCCAUUAACUGUGCCUGUAAGGUGUUUGAUGGAAGUACUAUUAGGGAUGUGGUGACUUGGAAUAUGAUGAUUAAUGCUUAUGUUGUUAACCGGUUUUAUAGGAAAUCGUUUGAUUUAUUUGAAGAUAUGAUGGAUUUGGAAGAUAUUAAGCCAGACGAUAUAACAAUAAUUAGCUUGGUUUCCGCUUGUACCCAAUUGGAUGAUUUGGAUAGUGGAGACCUACUUUGUUGUUAUUCAAAAGAACUUGGUCUGGAUAGAAAUCUGAAUGUGUGCAAUGCAAUUCUGGAUAUGUAUUGCAAAUGUGGUGAUUUGGAAACGGCGACAUUGGUGUUUGAUUCAAUGGAAGAACGAGAUGUUUUGUCAUAUACUAGUAUGCUGUCAGGAUUGGCAAACUCAGGUUAUUAUCAAGAAUCAUUAGCCUUGUUUCGGAAGAUGCAGUCUGAGAAAAUCCAACCUGAUGAAAUCAUGCUCGUCAAUGUUCUUUCAGCUUGUGCUCAGACUGGAGCUUUGGACCAGGGCAACUACAUUCAUCUCUUAAUAGAUAGAUUCAAAAUAAACUGUGAUAUUGUGCUUGGAACUGCUCUGGUCGAUAUGUAUGCAAAGUGUGGAGCUUUACAUUUAGCGCUACAAGUAUUUGAAAAGAUGAGAACAAGAAACAUAUUCACAUGGAAUGCAAUGAUUGGAGGGCUAGCAAUGCAUGGUCACGGCAAAGAGGCAAUCAUACUGUUCGAUCAGAUGAAAAGCAGCAAAGUGGUAAUGCCUGAUGAUGUAACAUUCAUUGCAUUGUUAUGUGCAUGUAGUCAUGCAGGAAUGGUCAAUGAAGGUCUAGAAAUUUUUAAAACAAUGAAAGAAAGUUUUCAGAUUGAGCCGAGAAUAGAGCACUAUGGAUGUGUGGUGGAUUUGUUAUGUAGAGCAAGACUUGUUGAGGAUGCACUUGCUUUCUUAGAGAGUAUGCCUCUGAAAGCUAACUCUGUAUUGUGGGCUACUCUUUUAGGAGCUUGUAGAACUGGUGGGCAUUUUGAGCUUGCGGAGAGGGUAGGAAAAAGGUUGAUUGAGUUGGAACCAGAUUCGGGUGGGAGAUAUGUGAUGUUAUCAAUUCUGUAUGCAGGUAAAAACCAGUGGGAAAAUGCAUUAGGUUUGAGAAAACAGAUGAAAAACAAAGGAAUUGAGAAGACACCGGGUUGCAGUUGGAUAGAGUUCAAUGGUCAAAUUCACCAGUUUGUUGCUGCCGAUCGUAGCCACGCUCAAACAGAAGAUAUUUAUACCAUGUUGGAGGAGAUAACUCAAAGAGUUCAUUUUGAUGGAGUUGAUGAAGCAAUCAUUGAGAGAGAAUAA
This is a messenger RNA of Ziziphus jujuba (common jujube), 1791 nucleotides long. RefSeq names its product pentatricopeptide repeat-containing protein At2g29760, chloroplastic. The record is from RefSeq and is a predicted model, not a curated record. The coding region runs from base 1 to 1791 and encodes 596 amino acids. Gene Ontology annotation, biological process: RNA modification. Gene Ontology annotation, molecular function: RNA binding; protein binding. Lineage: Eukaryota; Viridiplantae; Streptophyta; Magnoliopsida; Rosales; Rhamnaceae. The transcript has a single exon.